Protopolystoma xenopodis is the source of this 462-nucleotide messenger RNA. Lineage: Eukaryota; Metazoa; Platyhelminthes; Monogenea; Polystomatidea; Polystomatidae. The record is from the annotation of a GenBank genome assembly.
AUGGAACUUGGACUGCUUCAGGCGCCCGUCUUCGCCACUUCCACACAUGGACCAUUGCCCAAUCCGAUCGGGCAAGUUUACGCAACCGAUGAUCUGCAGACAGCAGGUCUCUCUGCAUUCUUGGAUAAUUGGCUGGGUGCGAUCCGCUCCCCUGCCUGUACCACUUUGACGAGCAUACGUCAGCCAACCAAAUCAUGCAAUGCCUCAUCAAGAUCGCAAAUUGAGGUAAAAGAAGCAUGUCGGAUCUCAGCUGGCCAGCUUUUUUGGUUUAGUCUCUUUUGGUGGUUUCUCGUGGAUAAUGGUUUCUGGCUCUGCCGAUGUCCGUCAAAGGACGGGCGAAGUCAUCGAGAUCUUCUUCACACAAUUCAAAAGACACAAUUGCAAGGCAAUCCUCCUACGAUAUCCGGUGAGGCCAAUCUACAAAUCGCUUCGACCCGCUUUCUCAAACGAAAUGAACGGUAG